Folsomia candida is the source of this 3486-nucleotide messenger RNA. RefSeq lists its product as uncharacterized. Bases 129 to 2690 code for a protein of 853 amino acids. Gene Ontology annotation, molecular function: helicase activity. The transcript is spliced from 13 exons. Gene Ontology annotation, biological process: regulatory ncRNA-mediated heterochromatin formation. The record is from RefSeq and is a predicted model, not a curated record. Gene Ontology annotation, cellular component: nuclear RNA-directed RNA polymerase complex. Lineage: Eukaryota; Metazoa; Arthropoda; Collembola; Entomobryomorpha; Isotomidae.
UUAAAUUGUGCUGAAAUAUUUAUUACGUUUUAAGCAUUAGUUAGUAGUGAUAAACGUUUGGUUUGAAUUGGACGUUUUAAUACUUUUCAAGUGUUUCGAUACGAAAUUAAUUGAGUAAUUAAAAAACAAUGUCGGAAGAUGCCUACGUGCCUCCACAACGUCGGCGUGGUGCUGCCCAAAAACAGGAGCAGAAUGACCAUUCUAUUCGGGGUCAAGGGUCAAGAGGGAGGUCGUCGUGGGUUUCAAGAAAUCCGCAAUCACCGUCCUCAUCACAUUCUUGGGGUGAUAGAGGAGGAUCCAGGGGGAGGGGGCGGGGAACCGGAGGAUUUGGCAGGGGAAGACCGAAUACAGAUCCGGAGAGGGACGGACCAUCAUUUUCUACUCCACGGAAACGCAUAGAUGUUCCAUCUGAUGGUAAAAAUGGAGACGUGACGGUUCGGAAUCGAGAUGUGACGUACCAAAAUAACAGCAGGCGUCUCAUCCUGGGAUUCCGAUGGGUGGAAGGCCUCCUCCUGGAAAAAGAUAGCGACAAGUGCAUCAUGACCAGCGCAAGGGAAGGGGAGGAAUGGACCAAGUUUUUAGAAUCGGAUCCCAUAAUUUCCACCCGUCGGGUGGGGGAUGAUGGUCUUCUCCUAAGAAUGGUGAUGUUCCUUCUGGGGCGAAAAGUCUGCUCGGAACAAGUUCUUCUUACCUCGGAUCAAACCACGAUUAUCGUGGCCACCUUGAACGCACAAAAGUUUCUGGAUAAAAUUCGACAAAAAUUGGGAGAUUUGUUAAUUUCUGGAUUUGAUGCGAGUUCUGAGCGGGGUACAAUUUCGGAGAAAAAUAGUGAAACAGGACUUGACACCACAACGAAGGGAUUUAUUCAAGACGUUUUUAACUUUUGUUCCUUCACGACAAAACGGAUGCCUGAAAGUGCUCGGGAUUUUUUAAAGAAUACAGUUCUUACUGCGGCGUACGGAUUGGUGAUGGCGAUUAAAGGUGUGGAUCCUUCCGUGGCGGAAUUUGAAGUGCCUUUGAAAGAGCUUAUGUUGCAGCUGGAUACGUUAUCUAAGAGAGAAGAGGUGAAACAAGUACUCAAAACUAGGCGCGGGUCUACGGAAGAACAAUGGAAGUAUUUGGACGAUAUGGAACCACCCUGUAACUAUCGAGAAAUGACGAUCGUCCCCUCCAUGCAAGAACUCAUGCGGGAACGUCGAGAGGACGUCUUCCUUCGGCGGAACAAAACCCGCGGUGCGUACGCGAGUCCCCUGGACUAUCUGGAUAUUCAAUUCCGUCUCAUGAGAGAAGAUUUCGUCUCACCGUUACGAUCAGGCGUUCAAGAAUUUUUGCGACAUCCAAUGGAAUAUUCUCAAGGACGGAAAAAAAUGCCGCUAGGAUCCAUCCGAAUAUACAACAAUGUGCAAAUUCUUGGAUCAGAAUUGCUACGCGGGGUGACCCAUUUCUGGCUCCGUUUGCCUGAAAAAUUUACUCGUAAGGUAAAAUGGGACCGAUCCAAACGUCUCCUCCCCGGUUCGUUGUUGGUCCUCACGAAGGAUGCGUUUAAAACUGGUUCAUUCGGUGUUGUUGGGAUACGAGAUGCUGACAAAUUGAAGAAGUCUGGGGAACUAUCAUUCAUUCCAGAGGGAGACCCACCAAGUUACAAUGACACAGAUAAUUUUAUGCUGAUAGAGAGUGAAGUUUAUUUUGAAGCUUACCGAUAUGUCCUGAAAACCCUACAGAAUUUGGAAUUGGGGGACUUUCCCAUGGCAAAAUUUUUGGUUGAUGCUAGCUCUGAAAUUUUGGCUCCAAGAUAUCUAGCAAAUAAUGAGACUGACAAUGAACAAAAGAAAAUGAAACUAGUUAUCCCAUCCAAGGAAGAGGACGAUUACAUAGCAGACCUGCUGACAAAAUUGCUUAAAAUAAAUCAUCCUCCAAAGGAAGAGGAAGAAGGAAUCAUGACGAUUAAUCCAUUAAUUGAAACCGACUGGCCAUCUGGGGAUACUUUAGGUUUGGACGAAAAUCAAUAUGCCGGCUUCCAAGCGGCCAUAAUGAAGGAAUUUGUCAUUAUUGAAGGACCUCCGGGAACAGGAAAAACUUAUUUAGGGUUGAAAAUAGCGGAAACAUUGCUCAAAAAUCAUGACCUAUGGAUGUCUCAAAAAUCAGCACAUUCCGAGAAAAUUGGACCAAUAGUUGUCGUUUGUUACACAAAUCACGCUUUGGACCAAUUCCUUGAAGGAAUUACAGAAAUAUUAGAGCAACAAGGCAAAAAGAAAACACGAGAAUUUGUACGCGAUUGCACUACUAGUAUUGUUCGUCUAGGAAGCAGAAGCAAGUCUGAAAAACUUAAAGAAUUCGAGUUGUCCAAUGUCAGAAACCGUGGUGGUUGGCGUGAAUCCCAGGCGGAGUAUGAUCUACGUACCGAAGCCCGUCAGGCGGUACAAAAUUUGGGAUGUCAAGUCGAUUAUCUAAAGGAACAGUACAACGCACUUAAAGAAAUGAAAGGAAUUGUGGAUUUUCGGUAUCUCGCAGUAUGGGACUCAGUACGUCCUGAAUUUCCUCCGUGCUUAUGGGGGUUAUUGGAAUCACUAGAAUUCUUCGAAUUUAAUGAUGCAUUACUCUCACACGGAAACUUUGAUGCUACGGCACUGGUUAAUUCUUGGUUUGGUAGAAAUCCGAAUUCAAAGUUGCCCAAGAAAACCCCAGACUAGGUCGAGGAGGACGAUCAACUUGAAAAAGAAGACUACGAUCUCGAAGAGUUGCUGUCAACCCGAAUGGUAGAUGACUACGAGAGACGCGAAUUCAUCCCCAGCAAUAAACAUGGAGAUCCGCAUGUAUUAACUUUCCUUGACAACCUGUCAUUGAUGGAUUGCAAAAAGAGGAGGUCAAAGCUUGAAGCAGAAUUGACGACAGCUUUAGAAAAGUAUAACAUUCAAAUAAACACCGGGACUGAUCAAGAAGUUAAUGAUCAAACGAUUCAGUUUAUAAGAAUGCGUCAAGUGCUGAACGAAAAUCGUAUCAACCUAUUGCAAAAUAUACUACCUCGUCUAAGAGGCAUGAAAAUUGACAAGGAAGCAGUACACGAGACGCUUAAGGAAAUGUGGGGUUCCCAGAAGCCAUGGCGGAAAAUAUUCCCAUCAGUCAUAUCUCGAUGGGAAGCAUAUCUAGUAGUAAUUGAGCGGUCCAAAGAGCUGCUAAACGAACGCCGCAAAGAACUUGAACCCGAGCUGAUUAUAGCUGAGCGGAGGUCAGCACAAAUUCGGAAAUACGGUGACAGUCAGAUUUUAAAGCAUUGCAAGGUGGUUGGAAUGACGACAACUGGGGCUGCAAAGAAUUAUGAUAUCCUGCAAAAUUUGAAUUCAAAAAUUGUUAUCGUAGAAGAGGCAGCAGAAGUUCAAGAGUCUCACAUUGUCACACGUCUCACAAAAAGUUGCCGACAUCUAAUCCUGAUUGGAGACCAUCAUCAAUUGAAACCAAGUACCACAGUAUAUGAGCUGUCAAAAAAUA